Danaus chrysippus (African queen) is the source of this 2943-nucleotide messenger RNA. NCBI's taxonomy places the organism in Eukaryota, Metazoa, Arthropoda, Insecta, Lepidoptera, Nymphalidae. The record is from the annotation of a GenBank genome assembly.
AUGAGUAGUGGCACUGGUGGACUAGUGACUGUAUGUAGCGUGGGAUCGACCCUCGAAGCCUGGGGCAGUAAGGAGAAGAGAGGAAUAUUAAAGAAGAAUCGCAUCACUCACAUAGAACAGAGCGCCUUCUCCGGCUGUCCGUCGCUUCGACAACUUUGUAUUGUAUGUAAGUCGUUUGUUCUGUUCGUGGAGACGAACUAUCCUGAUGAGACAGUUGCCUCCGUCGCUUCAGCCGGCGCGUCGUGUCUCAAGCCAGGGACGAUCGAUGCUCGGGACAGUCGCCUACGUCUCGAAGACAACCUGCUGACCGAACUGCCCCCGGCGAUACAUCUCUUACCGUCGCUCGAGGAUUUGUCCUUGUCUAACAAUCUAGUGGAGGUGGUAGGUGGUGGUCUGAAGGCAUGUUCUCGCCUGGCUCGCCUGGAGCUGAGAGGGAACCCGCUGUCCGCGCUCGAGCCGCACGCCCUCACACACCUACCCCGACUGACCACGCUUGUGUUGUCGGAGGCGCGCGGCCUCAGAGUGUUUCCUUCCCUGAACGGUUCGUCCCGCCUCACCACCCUCCGCCUGGACCGAGCUCGACUCACCCGCCUGCCUUCGGACUUAUGUCAGCACGCGCCACUCCUGAGAGCGCUAGAUCUGCGGUCGAACAAGCUGGAACAAGUUCCGGAUCUUCAACAGUGUUCCGAGCUGCGUGUCCUGGAUAUAUCGGAUAACCAAGUGUCUUCGUUGGGUGGUGGCGCAUUGAGCGGGCUGAGGAAGCUUCACGACUUGCUGGUGGCCAGGAACCGACUGAGACGAAUCUCUGCUGACACGUUUAUACACACGCCUCGACUACAGCUAUUAGACCUCGAGGACAAUCAAAUCGAGCACAUCGACAUGGAAGCGUUCGUCCCCAUUAAUAAAUUAGAAGACUUGAACGUGGGGAACAAUCGCUUUCCCGUGCUCCCGGCCAGUGGAUUACAGCGACUGCUGCAUCUCAAGGCUCAUAACAAUCCCGCACUUAGACGUUUUCAUCCGCCCGAAGCAUUCCCCAGAAUACAGACACUUGUUCUAUCAUACGCCUACCACUGCUGCGAGUUCAUGCCUCUCAUGGAAGGAGGCUCGAGCUCGGCGUCGGUGGACUCAGCAGAGGAAGAAACUGAACAGUUCAGUGACUUGGUGUUACUACCGCCAGCACAUGUUGACCUCGCCGCGUGGGCUAAUGCUACGGAUAUUUGGCCACAUUACCUGAACGCGACAGGCGAGGGUAGUUCAAGACUCGCUGCAGUCGGCUGGGGUGACGUCAGCGCGGAGCUCAAAUACAGCGGGAAUCGACGCGUGCGCUGCUUACCACUGCCUGGUUAUCAUCUUAUAAGUCCGUUCCUGCCGUGUGUGGAUCUAUUCGACUGGUGGACGCUCCGGUGCGGCGUGUGGGCUGUGUUCCUGCUCGCCUUGUUGGGUAACGGCACCGUAGUAUUCGUGCUCGUAUUCAGUCGCAGUCGAAUCGACGUCCCGAGGUUUCUGGUCACCAAUUUGGCAGCAGCGGACUUCUUUAUGGGCAUCUAUUUAGGUUUCUUGGCUGUGGUCGACGCGGGCACGCUGGGUGAGUUUCGUGCUCACGCUAUAGCAUGGCAGAUGUCUGGCGGCUGCCGGCUCGCUGGCUUCCUUGGCGUGCUGUCUUCCGAGUUAUCUGUGUACACGCUCGCGGUGAUCACUCUCGAGCGUAAUUAUGCAAUAACUCACGCGAUGCACCUCAACAAGCGCCUGUCGUUGCGUCACGCGGCGGCGGUCAUGGCGGCGGGCUGGGCCUUCUCCCUAGCGGCGGCCUCGCUCCCACUCCUCGGCGUGUCCGACUACCGCAAGUUCGCCGUGUGUCUGCCCUUCGAGACGAGUUCGCCCGCAGCACUCGGAUAUGUCGUUUCUCUGCUCAUCAUCAACGGAUUUGCCUUCUUAGUACUCCUAGGAUGUUAUCUGAAAAUGUAUUGUGCCAUCCGCGGCUCCCAAGCUUGGAACUCGAACGAUUCACGCAUCGCGAAACGUAUGGCUUUACUCGUGUUCACAGACUUUUUGUGUUGGUCGCCCAUAGCGUUCUUCGCGCUCACCGCCGCUUUCGGCGCUCAGCUCGUGUCUCUGGAGGAGGCGAAAGUGUUCACGGUGUUCGUGCUGCCCUUAAACUCUUGUUGCAAUCCAUUUUUAUACGCCAUUCUGACGAAACAGUUCAAGAAGGAUUGCGCCCUGGUGUGCAAGGCCAUCGAGGAGUCCCGCGUCACUCGAGGCAUCGGUCGGUGUCGCCACUCCUCCAACUUCAGUAACCGCCAGACGCCCGCCAACACGAACAGUUUGAACGAGAGGUCGUCUCGCGGGCAGCACGGAGCGACGUGCGCGUGUAGACGGCUGCUACCUCCGGGCGGUGUCAGCGAGGGGAACACGUUACCCACCGAGCCCGGCGGUGAGAGAUUAUUACGCUGGCUGAGAGCGUGUGGUCGUCGCGCCACCGCCCCCGCGCCCCCCGCGCCCCGUCAGCCCCCCGCCGCCCCCGUACGGACCGGCUCCGUGUCUUCAUCAGUGGAGUUCUCAUCAUCCCGAUCAGAUUCUUGGCGGACGUACGGCCGGCCUCCCCCGCCGCCGCGCCGCGCCGCGUCCUGGUUAGUCGCCAGGAAGACCUCACAGGACUCGAACCUUUCCUCGUCCAGAAAUGAUUCGUCUGGAUCUAAUGCGACCGCUUCGACGGGGACGUGGCGUACAUCACGGUCGGGGGGUAGUGCGACGGCGGGGGCGGGGGGUGCGGUCGUGGCUAGCGGCGGAGGGGCGGGGGGUCGUCCGCGCCUCACUCGCCAGCCGGCCGUGAUAGCAGACGAGCCACCCUUGUCUCCGGGAGCACUACCCGCCCCUCGCCUGCUACACACGAUCCCUUCAGCGGCCGAGACCGAGGCCACGUUGGAGGAGCCUGACGCGCGCUGA